This is a messenger RNA of Daucus carota subsp. sativus, 2438 nucleotides long. Its product is annotated as transmembrane 9 superfamily member 11. Bases 203 to 2176 code for a protein of 657 amino acids. The record is from RefSeq and is a predicted model, not a curated record. NCBI's taxonomy places the organism in Eukaryota, Viridiplantae, Streptophyta, Magnoliopsida, Apiales, Apiaceae. Gene Ontology annotation, biological process: protein localization to membrane. The transcript has 2 exons. Gene Ontology annotation, cellular component: membrane.
UUCAUUUAUAAAGUCUCAAUCAAAUCAAACUUCAACUCUUCAAAUAUCGAAUCACUUGUCAAAUUCUAUUCAUAUUAUUUCUGUAUUAGUCUUGAAACGGAGCUGCUGCUAAUGCUCCACUAGUCGAGGUUAACUGAUUUAUUGCCUUGUUUUAUAACUGGGCGUUUCAGAUCUAAUACGAAUUUACGGGUACUGGUUUAAGAUGGCAUUUUCUGAUGAAUUUAAGAUCUGGGUAUUGUUUAUCUGUUUGGUAGCUCAAUUGGGUCGUGGGUUUUAUCUUCCGGGUAGUUACCCUCACAAGUAUGUUGUCGGUGAUCCCUUAUCGGUCAAAGUGAAUUCGAUAACUUCGGUUGAGACUGAGAUCCCGUUUAGCUAUUAUAGUUUGCCUUUCUGUAAGCCCGAGGAAGGUGUCAAGGACAGUGCUGAAAAUUUAGGUGAGCUAUUGGUUGGUGAUAGGAUAGAGAAUUCCCCGUAUAAAUUUAAGAUGAACACCAAUGAGUCCGAGAUUUUUUUAUGUCAAACUAAGCCUUUGUCGAAUGAGGAGUUUAGUCUCAUGAAGAAGAGGAUUGAUGAAAUGUAUCAAGUUAAUGUGAUUCUUGAUAAUUUGCCUGCUAUCCGGUAUACCAAGAAAGAUAAUUUUUACUUGAGGUGGACUGGAUAUCCGGUUGGGGUCAAGGUUCAAGAAAAAUAUUAUGUUUUCAAUCAUUUGAAGUUUACUGUUCUUAUUCACAAGUAUGAAGAGACCAAUGUCGCUGGUGUUAUGGGGACUGGUGAUGCUGCUGAAAUGAUCCCUACUGUCGGAAACUCUGGACCAGGGAUCCCCGGUUACAUGGUUGUUGGAUUUGAAGUGGUUCCAUGCAGUUUCCAGCACAAUGUUGAGUCGGUAAAGAAGUUGAAAACUUACAGUAAGUACCCGUCUGGAAUAAAGUGUGAACCUACUACUGUGGCAAUGUCUAUUAAUGAGAAUGAGCCAAUAGCCUUUAGCUAUGAGGUUUCAUUUGUUGAGAGUGAUAUUAAAUGGCCAUCUAGAUGGGAUGCUUAUCUGAAGAUGGAAGGAGCAAAAGUCCACUGGUUUUCCAUUCUCAACUCUCUUAUGGUGAUCACAUUCUUGGCUGGUAUUGUCCUUGUGAUCUUCUUAAGGACUGUCAGGAGGGAUCUGAGUCGUUACGAGGAACUUGACAAGGAGGCUCAAGCCCAGAUGAAUGAAGAGCUAUCAGGAUGGAAACUUGUUGUGGCUGAUGUUUUUCGCGCUCCAAGCAAUCCUACAUUGUUGUGUGUUAUGGUUGGGGAUGGAGUCCAGAUUCUUGGAAUGGCAGUCGUGACAAUAUUGUUUGCAGCCCUUGGAUUUAUGUCCCCUGCAUCUCGAGGAACAUUGCUCACAGGUAUGCUAUUUUUCUACAUGUUUCUUGGAAUUGCAGCUGGUUACGUUGCUGUCCGCUUGUGGAGGACAAUCUUUUGUGGAAAUGUAAAUGGGUGGGUUUCUGUCUCUUGGCGGGUUGCAUGUUUUUUCCCUGGUAUUGCCUUUUUGAUUCUGACAACACUGAAUUUCCUACUAUGGGGUAGUCAUAGCACUGGAGCCAUUCCCUUCUCUCUCUUUGUAGUUCUCAUUUUGCUCUGGUUCUGCAUCUCUGUUCCCCUUACUUUAAUUGGUGGUUAUUUUGGGGCCAAGGCACCUCAUAUUGAAUAUCCAGUUCGCACCAACCAGAUCCCCCGGGAAAUUCCUGCUCAAAAUUAUCCAUCUUGGCUACUAGUUCUGGGGGCUGGCACCCUCCCAUUUGGUACACUUUUCAUUGAGCUUUUUUUCAUCAUGUCCAGUAUUUGGAUGGGCAGAGUGUAUUACGUUUUUGGGUUCCUUUUUGUUGUAUUGAUCCUUCUUGUGGUGGUUUGUGCCGAAGUGUCACUUGUUCUAACCUACAUGCACCUAUGUGUGGAGGACUAUAAAUGGUGGUGGAAGUCUUUCUUUGCGUCUGGUUCUGUUGCAAUAUAUAUCUUCUUGUACUCCAUCAACUAUCUUGUUUUUGAUCUCAAGAGUCUGAACGGACCUGUGUCAGCAACUCUUUACCUGGGUUAUUCUCUCUUCAUGGUUCUAGCAAUCAUGCUUGCAACUGGCACUGUUGGGUUUCUUUCUUCAUUCUGGUUUGUUCAUUAUCUGUUUUCGUCAGUGAAGCUGGAUUGAAGAACCUAGUCUUACAGGCAUAUCCUUGAGAAUUUAUGGUACAUAUAAUCUCUUAAUUUUGCUGGUUUCAGACAUUGAGGAAACAAUAUAUUAUUUUAUGAACAGAUUUAUUUUUGCUAUGUAAUAGGGAAGAUUAUAGUUUCUUAGUUGCUCCCCCUUGGGUAUAGAACAAAUGUGAUUAUUUUACUGUUGCAACUUGUUAUUGUAAUUCAAUUUUUGGAUUUGCACUCUUUCUUGAAGAUAAAUUUCCAUUUUAAUUAUA